GCGAUUUUCUCACCCGGAUAGUGGCAGGAUGAAAAGAUAAGGCCUUUGAAGAUCUGGGAGCCCAUAAUUUCUGGAGAAAGUGCAAGGGUGAACGGUGCUCAGGCGCGAGGAAAGGGAAGGACAAUAAAAAGCGGGUGCGCAAAAGGUUCUCCGACGCCAGAGACCCGAGCUCUCGGGGUGUGGGGUGGCGAGCGCGAGAGAACGCGCCGGGCGUCUUUUGGUGGCGACCGAGGGUCCUGCUGCUACAGGAAGUGGGGCCGGGCUGCUGUGCCUGGGAAAAGGGAAGGAGGGAUGAAAACACGGUGACGGACCCCGCCCCUACGUUGACCGUCCCUCCCUGGGCGUUGAAUGUAGCGGCCCCAGAGACUGGGCCGCCAGCACGGGUGAGACCGCUAGGUUUCCUUCGCGGAAACGAGAAGCGAGAUCCAGAUUCCAGCGAAAGAAAAGAACUCGGAGACCGAAUCACCUCCGUAUCUAGUUUCUCCAGCAAUGGGAAAUCCAGAAAACAUAGAAGAUGCCUAUGUUGCUGUUAUUCGGCCGAAGAAUACUGCCAGUCUCAAUUCUCGGGAAUACAGAGCUAAGUCAUAUGAAAUUCUAUUGCAUGAAGUUCCCAUUGAAGGACAGAAAAAAAAGAGAAAGAAAGUUUUGUUGGAAACUAAACUUCAAGGCAACAGUGAAAUUACACAAGGCAUAUUGGAUUAUGUCGUAGAAACCACCAAGCCAAUUUCUCCAGCAAACCAGGGUAUCAGAGGAAAACGAGUGGUACUAAUGAAGAAAUUUCCUCUGGAUGGAGAGAAGAUGGGCAGAGAAGCAUCAUUAUUUAUUGUUCCAUCAGUUGUCAAAGAUAAUACUAAAUAUACAUAUACUCCAGGAUGCCCAAUAUUUUACUGCUUACAGGAUAUUAUGAGAGUCUGUAGUGAAUCCAGUACUCACUUUGCAACACUUACAGCAAGAAUGUUAAUAGCCUUGGAUAAGUGGUUAGAUGAACGUCAUGCACAGUCUCACUUUAUUCCAGCUUUAUUCCGACCUUCUCCACUUGAGCGAAUAAAAACUAAUGUCAUAAACCCUGCAUAUGCUACUGAAUCAGGCAAGGCAGAAAACUCACUACAUAUGGGCUAUAGUGCAUUAGAAAUAAAGAGUAAAAUGUUAGCCCUAGAGAAAGCAGAUACCUGUAUUUAUAACCCUUUGUUUGGAUCAGAUCUUCAAUAUACAAAUCGGGUAGAUAAAGUGGUAAUAAAUCCAUACUUUGGUCUAGGAGCUCCAGACUACUCAAAAAUACAAAUUCCCAAACAGGAAAAAUGGCAGAGAAGCAUGAGCAGUGUCACAGAAGACAAAGAACGACAGUGGGUAGAUGAUUUUCCUCUUCAUCGAAGUGCCUGUGAAGGAGAUUCAGAAUUACUAAGCCGUCUUCUCAAUGAGAGAUUUUCAGUCAACCAAUUAGAUAGUGACCACUGGGCACCCAUUCAUUAUGCAUGCUGGUAUGGAAAAGUUGAGGCCACUCGUAUAUUAUUAGAGAAAGGAAAGUGCAAUCCAAACCUUUUAAAUGGACAGCUGAGUUCUCCUCUUCAUUUUGCUGCUGGAGGAGGACAUGCUGAAAUAGUACAGAUUCUCCUAAACCAUCCAGAAGUUGACAGACACAUAACAGACCAACAAGGAAGAUCCCCAUUAAAUAUUUGUGAAGAAAACAAACAAAACAACUGGGAAGAAGCAGCAAAAUUGUUGAAGGAAGCCAUUAACAAACCAUAUGAAAAAGUUCGAAUAUACAGAAUGGAUGGAUCAUACCGUUCUGUAGAACUGAAGCAUGGAAAUAAUACCACAGUACAGCAAAUAAUGGAAGGAAUGCGUCUCUCUCAAGAAACUCAGCAGUAUUUCACUAUUUGGAUCUGUUCAGAAAACCUUAGCCUUCAGCUCAAGCCUUAUCAUAAACCUUUGCAACAUGUUCGUGACUGGCCAGAAAUACUUGCUGAAUUGACUAAUUUGGAUCCCCAAAGAGAAUCACCACAGCUUUUCCUAAGAAGAGAUGUGAGACUUCCUUUGGAAGUUGAAAAAAAGAUUGAGGACCCACUAGCUAUUCUUAUUCUCUUUGAUGAAGCCAGAUAUAAUUUAUUAAAGGGCUUUUAUACAGCUCCUGAUGCUAAACUGAUAACAUUGGCAAGCCUGCUGUUGCAAAUAGUGUAUGGAAAUUAUGAAAGUAAGAAACACAAGCAAGGUUUCCUAAAUGAAGAAAAUCUAAAAUCCAUUGUACCUAUUACCAAACUAAAAAGUAAGGCACCACACUGGACAAAUCGAAUUCUUCAUGAAUAUAAGAAUCUUAGUACAAGUGAAGGUGUCAGUAAAGAAAUGCAUCACCUGCAGCGCAUGUUCUUACAGAAUUGUUGGGAAAUUCCUACAUAUGGAGCAGCUUUUUUCACAGGACAGAUAUUUACAAAAGCAAGCCCCAGCAAUCAUAAAGUCAUCCCUGUGUACGUAGGAGUAAAUAUAAAAGGACUUCAUCUCCUCAACAUGGAAACUAAGGCUUUACUCAUCAGUCUUAAGUAUGGUUGUUUUAUGUGGCAAUUGGGAGAUGCUGAUACCUGUUUUCAGAUCCAUAGUAUGGAGAAUAAAAUGAGCUUUAUUGUACAUACAAAACAGGCUGGUCUGGUGGUAAAACUGUUAAUGAAGCUAAAUGGACAGUUAAUGCCCACUGAAAGAAACUCAUGAAAGGAAAAUAGCUGGUACUCAAGCCACGUUUUAUAAUGCAGAGUUUUUUUCCAUGAAAGAUUUCUUAAAAUAUUACUUUUAACAAGGCAUUAGUCUCUUGUAAUAUGUAUGUAUACUGUUACAUUGUACAGAAUCUGUACUUAUGUUUGGUGUGUAAUAUACCAGUUAGUUUUAUAUUAUAUCCUUAUAAGCUAUUUUAAUUUUUGAGAGAAACACACAAAAAAUAUAGAUUGAUAAUCUGUAUAAUAUUAGACAAAAUAGUAAGCUUUAUAAAAAAGUUAUCUUUGGUAAAUGGUAAAGAAUUUGGAGUGGAAUAUGAUGAAAUUAAAAUGUAGCUUUGGUACAGCUUUGUGUGAAACAUGAAAGUCAACAUGCUUUGAAUAAAGAAAAUGUAUUUUCUACUUGGACCAUAUGCCACUGUUAUUUAAAACAUUUUUCUGUAGCCUAUAAACAUUGCUCAAUAUGUUUAUAAGUCUUUGCUAAAAGGUGUAUCUA
Marmota flaviventris (yellow-bellied marmot) is the source of this 3195-nucleotide messenger RNA. RefSeq names its product KRIT1 ankyrin repeat containing (gene Krit1). Gene Ontology annotation, cellular component: cytoskeleton; plasma membrane. Gene Ontology annotation, biological process: negative regulation of angiogenesis; cell redox homeostasis; regulation of establishment of cell polarity. Lineage: Eukaryota; Metazoa; Chordata; Mammalia; Rodentia; Sciuridae. The record is from RefSeq and is a predicted model, not a curated record. Gene Ontology annotation, molecular function: protein binding.